Anarrhichthys ocellatus (wolf-eel) is the source of this 297-nucleotide messenger RNA. RefSeq names its product annexin A1-like. Gene Ontology annotation, cellular component: vesicle membrane; plasma membrane; cytoplasm. Gene Ontology annotation, biological process: cellular response to glucocorticoid stimulus; phagocytosis; signal transduction. The transcript has 4 exons. Lineage: Eukaryota; Metazoa; Chordata; Actinopteri; Perciformes; Anarhichadidae. Gene Ontology annotation, molecular function: calcium-dependent phospholipid binding; calcium ion binding; phosphatidylserine binding. The annotation marks the transcript as partial. The record is from RefSeq and is a predicted model, not a curated record.
UGCCCGUGGAACCUCAGUAAGACAAACUUCUUCCCUCUAAGGACACACGACUCCAGUGAUCUCACUAUGUCUGUCAUCCAAGCCUUGCUGCAGCAGACAUGCAUGCCCGAUGACUCGGUCCAGGAGGGAACGGUGACUGCAUCACCCAAUUUCAGCCCCAGUGGAGAUGCAGCAGUCUUGGAUGAAGCCAUCCAGGCAAAAGGUGUGGAUGAGAACACCAUAAUUGAAAUCCUGGUGAAAAGGAGUAACGACCAGAGACAGCAGAUCAAAGAGGCUUACCAGCAAGCCAGUGGCAAG